AUGUUAUUCAAGUCUCUCGUUACUUUUACUGUUUUAGCCCAAGCUUUGGCUGCUCCAUUGGCUCAACACCAACACCAUCAACACAAAGAAGAAAAAAGAGCCGUUCAAGUCGUCACCAAGACUAACGUUGUUACCGUUGUCUUAGGUAACGGUGAACAAACCACCACUUUUGCUGCCCCAACCGUUUCUGUUGCCAACACCGUCAGCGUUGAAGAAGAAACUCACGUUCCUCAAGUUCAACCAACUACCACUGCUGAACAACAAACCGAACAAGAAACCACUACUGCUUCUCCAGCCAGUACUGGUUCUUCUUCCACCGAUUCCGUUGACACUGGUUCUGCCGGUGCCAAGGGUGUCACUUACUCUCCAUACAGUGACGAUGGUGGUUGUAAAUCUGCUUCUCAAAUUGCCAGUGAAGUUUCUGCUUUGUCCGGUUACAGCAUCAUCCGUUUAUACGGUGUUGAUUGUGACCAAGUUGCUCAAGUCUUGAAAGCUAAAACUUCUAGCCAAAAGAUUUUCGCUGGUAUUUACGAUGUCUCUGACAUUUCUGGUGGUGUUGAAACCUUGGCUUCUGCCGUCAAAUCUUACGGUUCUUGGGAUGAUAUCUACACUGUUUCUAUUGGUAACGAAUUGGUUAACGCUGGUUCUGCUACUCCAUCUCAAAUUGGUACUUAUGUUUCUGAAGGUAGAUCUGCCUUGAAAUCUGCUGGUUACACUGGUUCCGUUGUCUCCGUUGAUACUUUUAUUGCCGUUAUUAACAACCCAGACUUGUGUCAAUACUCUGACUACAUGGCUGUUAAUGCUCACGCUUUCUUUGAUGGUCAAAUUGCUGCUGCUGAUGCUGGUUCUUGGGUUUUGCAACAAAUCCAAAGAGUCUGGACUGCUUGUGGUGGUGAAAAGAAUGUUUUGAUCACUGAAACUGGUUGGCCACACAAAGGUGACACCAACGGUGUUGCCGUCCCAUCCAAAGCAAACCAACAAUCUGCCAUCUCUUCUAUUAAAUCUACCUGUGGUGACUCUUCCAUCAUCUUCACUGCUUACGAUGACUUAUGGAAGACUGACUCUGGUUCUACUUUCAAUGCUGAAAAAUACUGGGGUAUUCUUUCCAGUUAA
Molecule: messenger RNA, 1113 nt
Organism: Candida tropicalis MYA-3404
Lineage: Eukaryota; Fungi; Ascomycota; Pichiomycetes; Serinales; Debaryomycetaceae
Gene: MP65
Product: putative family 17 glucosidase
Exons: 1
Coding region: 1-1113 (370 amino acids)
Biological process (GO): carbohydrate metabolic process; cell wall organization
Cellular component (GO): cell surface; fungal-type cell wall; extracellular region
Molecular function (GO): glucan endo-1,3-beta-D-glucosidase activity; 1,3-beta-glucanosyltransferase activity
Source: RefSeq, a predicted model, not a curated record